AAUGAACAAGAACAAUAUACUUGAAUUUUAAUAAUUAUCUUAAACAAUUCGCUAACAGAUUCACUAAAACUACUUUUUUGGGAGAAAACCGCUUAAUUAUCACGAUAAGUCAUUUUAUCGCUACAUGUCUCAAGAGUAAAGUUAAGACGAAAACGAUGAAUUUAUGCAAAAAGAAUUUAAUCUUACAUGCUUGGCAGUGGAUUCUGUUGAAAAAAAAGCAGAAUUCCAGUUUAGACUUAAGUUUUCUUUAAGAAACAAAGAUAAUUGUACGACUUUUCUAUUAAUUUAUUAUUUUAGAUUAUUUAAUAGGUUCUCUUGAAUACCUUAAAUAUUUGAAUGAACAAAAGGAAGAAAAGAAACUUAAAGUAUGUGAUGCAUAUAAUUAAUUUCUCAGUUCAUUUCAUUUUGAAAUCAGGCUUCCUUAAGUAAUUGAUGAUUUGCAAAUAACAAAAUUAAAAGAAAAUUUUAGCAAUCCUUAUCCUGCGUUCAGAUUUAAAAAAAAAAUAAUCGAACAAAAUGAAAAUUAUAUUUGUCUAAAAGAUAUAUCAGAACAGAACUUUUCAACAUACGUAAUCUCAUUUAUUUAUUUAGUAAUUUUUGAUAUACGCAGUUCCAAUUCAAAAUAUUAGUUAUUUUGCUCUAGAAUUAGAUUCUUAGAUAACAUAUUUUUUUGUUAAAAGUUAUAAAGAUAAGGAUAAACCUAUUUGGCUUAAUAAAAACGGAGAAUAAGAAUUAACAUUUGUUGUUGGAGUUGAAGAUUAAUAGACUAUAAAUAAAAAUCUUUUUCAAUUCAUUUUGUUAGAUGAACAUGACAAGAAUUAGAUUGACGAAUAUAAGAAUACUAAAGCAAUAUUAUAAGAGUAUGAAGACAAUCUUAAAAAAUUAACUAACUCUAUAAGAAUUAAAAUUUCUUCAUUCCACUUUGAUAUUAUUGUCCAUCACAAUACUUUAAAUUAAUAUGCUUUAAAAUAGGGUAGUGAUUCAAACUACGAAGGCAUUAUUGAUAAAAUGGACUAUUAAAUUGAAAUAUAUGAAAUAAUUUUGUAACAAUUAUCGUUUGAGAAUGGUUAAUGGAAAUUCAAAAAUGAACAAAAAGAGCUGAAAUUUUAAAAUAAUAAGCCUAUAGAGCAGAAAUUCUACAAAAUGGUCGACCGUUAUGAAUCUUUUUAUUUAAAAACUCAGGAAACUGCUCUUAUAAGCUGCCCAAGUACAAAUAUAAAAUUCUCUUUCAACCCAGUUUUGGAAAAGAAAAAUAAGGAUUAAUAAUGA
Molecule: messenger RNA, 1269 nt
Organism: Paramecium octaurelia
Lineage: Eukaryota; Ciliophora; Oligohymenophorea; Peniculida; Parameciidae
Source: the annotation of a GenBank genome assembly